Scleropages formosus (Asian bonytongue) is the source of this 1474-nucleotide messenger RNA. It is a transcript of the gene akt1s1, whose product is annotated as AKT1 substrate 1 (proline-rich). NCBI's taxonomy places the organism in Eukaryota, Metazoa, Chordata, Actinopteri, Osteoglossiformes, Osteoglossidae. The record is from RefSeq and is a predicted model, not a curated record. Gene Ontology annotation, biological process: neurotrophin TRK receptor signaling pathway; negative regulation of TOR signaling; negative regulation of protein kinase activity. Bases 369 to 1385 code for a protein of 338 amino acids. Gene Ontology annotation, cellular component: cytoplasm. The transcript has 6 exons.
GCGACGUCUGAGGAGAGACGGAGAGACGCAGAGACGCAAGCAGAGCGCUGGAGGAGCGGAGCGGACCGGACUGGACGGGACCGGAGCGGACCGCGGGUGAAGAACUAUCCAGCGAGCCGACUGACUCGGCUGACGAGUGACCCUCGCACUGCACCGCCCCCCAGCGGUCACCACCGGCCUCGCGGGCUGCGGACUGCCCUGCUGGGGGCCUCGGGAGCGCGCACCCGCGAGCAGGAGCGGAGCCGAGGACCUGGCUGGAUGAGCAGUGGGGCGUGCAGACCGACCCCGCCGGCAGACGAUCCACGCGCAAAGGCUCACGCACACGCGCGCUGGCCUGCGGUCGUUGAUGAGCCGCGCUGGUCGCCACGAUGGCCGCCGUGUCCCACCCGUCCAACCCCGACAUCCCCGACAACCACCGGGAGAGCUGGCUGAGCCUGCUGGCCGCCGCCGAGGCCUACUCGCAGAAAUCGGGCUGCGACCUGGCCCUGCUCCUGGCCAGCAAGAAGGUGCGCCUCCCCGCCGCCCAAGGAGAGCCCACCAGCAAGUGGGAGGGAGGCGGGCCCCCCGGGGCCGCGGAGUACUCGUACCACGUGUGGGGCCAAGGGGCCCUGGCCGAGGCCUCGCGCCGCUAUAUCGAUGACAUCGCCGUGCUGCACACCGCCUCUGUGCUCACCGCCCACAGGCACACGCACCUCGGUCUGGGGGAAGGGAGAGUGGCUGGCCUGGGAACGGAGCCCGGAAGCCGGGGGAGCUUCAGCGGUGACGGCGGGACCGUGAGCCCAAGCUCACGCCUCUACUCGCAGAGCUACCCGUCAAUCUACAACCCGGUGGGUGCCGUGGGCCAGGCUGGCAUGCAGAAUGCCAACGGGGAGCGAGAGCGCACCGUGGUGGAGGAGAUGGGCAGUAUCAGGGAGAGGCCGGAGGGAGGAGAGGAGGAUGAAGACGAUGAUGAUGACGAGAGCAGGAGGGGCAAUUUAAAUGAAACAGCUGGCGUGUUCUCCAUGGAUGAAGACUCUCUGUCCCGCGACUGUGAGCCCUUCUUCGAGUCGGACGCUGAGGAGGAGAGCACUGAUGGCUCCCUGAGUGAGGAGGCUCCGCCCCCAGCACGUAGCGUGGCUGUGGGUCAACUGUCAGCGGCACGUGCCCAGCACCCCCUGUUACUGGCCCGCUCACUACCCGUCUCCGUACCUGUGUGGGGGUACCGGUGCGGCCGCGGAGCGCAGGCAGACAGCCACAGUGGCGAGCGGGCUGGCUGCCCUGACCUCGAACACAUUGCUGCCAGCAUGCAGGCGCUGCUCGCACCUGGUGCCACCGACGGCACUGAGAUGUUUGGAGGACUGCCCCGGCCGCGCCUCAACACCGGAGACUUCUCACUCAAGCACUGAGCUGGAGAGGCACCGAGAUGGCGCGCGCACACACACACACACACGCGCGCACACACACACACACACACACACACACACACACACACACA